AUGGCAGAUAUGUCAGCAAUAACAAAAUAUAAAAAUCUUGGUCAAUUUUAUCCUCAUGUUUUAUCAAAAGAACCAAAUGUACGAUUAGAAUGUUUUAUUUCAUUGGAACAUUAUUUAACUGAUGUAAAUAACUCAAUUGAAUGUGAAGAUUUCGAAGGAUUUAUAAAAGGUUUAUUGAAAUGGAUUGAAGGUAGUAAUUAUCGGAUUUCUUCUAAUGGUAUUCGGAUAUUAGAAUUAUUUACUGAACGAUUAAAUUCAUAUGAAUUUGAACAUUAUCUUGAUAAUGUUGUAUCAGUUACAACUGAUCGACUUGGUGAUGGAAAGGAUCAAGUUCGAGACGCAGCUAGUCAUCUACUAUUAAAAUUAAUGAGAAAAUAUACCCCACAACGAAUCUGGGAUCUAAUUCAACCAUUAGCAUUUGAAAAUAAACAAUUUCGUAUAAAAGAAGAAACUCAACGAUUACUUAUCCGAACAUUAAAUGAGUAUGUAGACAUUCCAAUGAUGAAUAUUGUUUAA
Adineta steineri is the source of this 516-nucleotide messenger RNA. Lineage: Eukaryota; Metazoa; Rotifera; Eurotatoria; Adinetida; Adinetidae. The record is from the annotation of a GenBank genome assembly.